Nylanderia fulva is the source of this 7386-nucleotide messenger RNA. It is a transcript of the gene Cals, whose product is annotated as calsyntenin 1. The record is from RefSeq and is a predicted model, not a curated record. Gene Ontology annotation, molecular function: calcium ion binding. Gene Ontology annotation, biological process: positive regulation of synaptic transmission; homophilic cell-cell adhesion; positive regulation of synapse assembly. Lineage: Eukaryota; Metazoa; Arthropoda; Insecta; Hymenoptera; Formicidae. Gene Ontology annotation, cellular component: cell surface; postsynaptic membrane.
CCGACUCUGGCGAAUCGAUAUUCCGCUCAAAUAUUGACUCCGCGAUUGUGUGUGCGGUGUGUCGCGAGAGCGAGCGCGCGCGAGAGAGAGUUCGUCCGUCCUGUGCAGAGUUAGGCGGUGAUGCUCCUUUAAAAAAAGUGGAGUGCUCCCCGAGGUGAGCGCGUGCGAGUGCGAGAUACGCCGUCUCCCGCUGCGGAGAGAGCGCGAGAGUGCCAUAACGAAGCUCGUAAGGAAGCGUAGUAGGAAAAGGUGCGUAAGUCACGUUGCGCGCGGAUAGACAGACGAUCUCGCGUAGUGACAAGAGGAACAAGGACGAGGACAGUGGCGGACGACCGGACGAUCCGCAGCGGAGGAAAUAUGCUGCCGCGGACGACGACGAGCACGCUGCUCUGCGGGCUGCUGGCCUUGUGUGUCGGGCUCACCCACGCGAGCAUCGCGUCCGCCUUCGAGUCGACACCUCCGAGCUCCUACAACGAUCAUGGUGGAGUUCCACGACUGGAUCUGGAGAGCCUCGAGAGCGGAUAUCAUGGCCUGGUCAAGGAGAACGAAACUCUGGUCGAGGUCACGCCGCAGAUCCGCGCCCUGGGAACGAAAGUUUUCUUCCGCAUCGCGAACAAGCAUCACGGCGAGGCGCCGUUUGAGAUUGUCCUGAAGGAGAAGGGGAUGGCCGAGCUACGUGCGUUUCGGGUCCUGAAUUGUGAAAAACGUCGUAAUUACAAAUUCGACAUCGCCGCGGUCGGCUGCAACGGAGCGCAAUCCGAGAACGCCACUGUUCACAUCACCGUGGUCGAUGUCAACGAAUACGCGCCGCAAUUUCUUCAGCCAGCCUACGUCAGCACCGUGGACGAGGGUCGCCUCUACGAGGAGGUGGUCCGGGUCGAGGCAUCCGAUCGAGAUUGCACGCCCAAGUUCGGCGACGUCUGCAAGUACGAGAUCCUCACCGCCGACCAGCCCUUCAUCAUCGACAGAGGUGCCAUUCGUAACACCGAGCCCCUGGACUACGAACGCUCGCAUAACUACAUACUCAGCGUGGUCGCGUACGACUGCGGCAUGAAACAAUCUGCGCCGGCAAUGGUUACGGUCAAGGUGAAUCGCGUGUGCGCACCAGGAUGGCGCGGCAUCCCCGAGAGAGUCGACUACGCCGCCGGAGUUGGCUCGCAGCCUCUGUUACCUUCGGCGCGACUCGAUCUCUGUGACGCGCCCUGCAUCCUGCGAAACGUGCGAGCCACCCUGACCCUGGCCACCGAUCACAUCGGCAAGGGUUGCGAUCGGGAUACCUAUGGAGUGCGCAGCCAACGGAAAUUGUGCGGCGCUUCGCGAGACAGCGUGGAUCUGCUGCCUACUCCUGGACCCACGAGCUCCUGGACGGCAUCCCUGUCCAGAGACGAAGGUAGAGAGGCCGACGAGAUCUUUGAGUUUGACGGCGUGGACUCGGCGGCGAUUGUGCCGAGCGAUGUGUUGGUGCACAGCCUGGCGCAGAAAUUCACCAUCGGCGUCUGGGUCAAACAUCGACCGCGUCCGCGACAGGAUCCGCAUGUCAAGGAGCACAUUCUGUGCGCUGCUGAUGAUCACAAGAUGAAUAGGCACCAUUACGCCCUGUUCAUAAGGAACUGCAGAUUGAUUUUGCUGCUGAGACGCGACUUCUCCGAGGGCGAUCCCAACAUCUUCCGCGCAGCCGAGUGGCGUUGGAAGCUCAGCCAGGUAUGCGACGACAAGUGGCAUCACUACGCGAUCCAGGUGGAUUUCCCGCGCGUUAACUUGUACGUCGACGGCGAGGAGUGGCGCGCCGACGACAAGAAUCCCGAGGUCAUCGACGAUUGGCCACUACAUCCGGCCAAAGGCGUCAACACCACCCUGGCUGUCGGCGCGUGCUGGCAGGGUUCCGAGAACAAGACUAAACAUCAUUUCCGCGGUUACCUCGCCGGUCUCUCCGUCUUAGUCGGGCGAAACGAGAAACCGGAAGUGCUCUCCUGCCUACGACGCUGCCAGGAGGGCAUCCACGUGCCGCCCAUGGAUCUGUCACCGGGCACUCAGCUGCUGACCAAUUCCGACCUGACCGAAGUGCGGAUCGACGGUGACAAUCGCACGAACGUGGAGACUCUGCUACGUCGUAUCGGCUAUUCCAAUUCUCGACGUUUCCCGACGCCUGGUCGCCGUAACUUCCGCCUUGACACGACAAUCGUCUGCGAGGGCAGUGAGAACACGCCUCUACCGGUGCCGACCGUGCAAUCCUACGUCACUGUACUACCGCCUCCUCGACCGGGCAUCACUGUCAACGGCACCGGUUACGUGGCCAGAGAGUAUGCAGACUUCCGGCUGGGAGUGCGCGUAUUCCCAGACGCGCGGGUCACCGCCGGAUCGGCCGCCCGAUUGGACGCCUGCGCCGUCAGCGUUUAUCCGAGCCUUAAUCCCGAUCACGAAAGCCUGGGAUUACCCGCUGACGCCCUGCUCGCAUUCCACGACAUCUCCGCCCGCGUUGCGGACGGCGUCGUUCUCUCGGGCGCAGAUUCGCCCUACAACUAUCAGCAGCUGAUCCGUCUUAUCAUGUACACGAAUCGCAAGCCGGCUUACUAUCUCGAUCGCGUCUUCAAGCUCACUUGCUCCGAGCUGAGUGGUCGCUUCGCCAGUAACGAGUACGUGCAGACGCUAGCUGUGAUCCAUCAGGAGAAGACGACUGUUCCUCCGACACCUGCGGAACCGCCUAUUGCCAGAAUCAUGGAACCGGCACCGGGUCACGCGCAACUUUCGCCGCAUCAUGCCGAUCUGACGGAGGAAUACGCCACAGCCGCGCUUCGCGAGGGCAGUAGAACUAUCGGCGGCGCCGGUGGUAGCCACGCUGUGACCAUCGUGGCCGCCGCCUGCAUCGGUUUUCUACUGCUGAUGGCGGUGGUGGGCGCUGCGCGGGUCCGCGGAGCGGCUAAACGACGACGAUCCGCUGGUGACGAACUCGCCGCCGAGACAGAGAUGGCCUGGGACGACUCGGCCCUUGCCAUCACCGUGAAUCCAAUGGACAGAUUGACGGAGCACGAUCAACAUCACCAGAGUCAACGGGAGGAGGACGUGGACGACUCCGGCAGCUCCGACUCCGAGGACGGCUCGUUCCGGGAUGACGACCUCGACAGCUCCGACUGCGAGAACGAUUGCGAGCUGAGCAACGGCCGGCACCGCCGUCACAAUUCGCCGCACGAUCUGGAAUGGGAUCAUCGUGACGUUUAAAUCACCCUACCUAUCUCUACACUGAGCGCAUUCACAUCCCCCUUUUUCUUCGCGGUUUUUGGCAUUUGAGAAGAGUACUGGCCGCGUGUCGCUUUCCGCAAAAAGAUUGUUCCAGCGUUUCUCCGACGGCUAUCGGCAAGUUUCGCGAGUUUAUUCCGCGGGAGUAAAGAGUUUCGGAUCAUUGUCUACGCGGACGUUUCUCGUCGAACGCGAUUUUGCAUUCGUCCGAAAGAUCGUUCGCUCGAAAUUCUCUUCCCGUUGUAUAUCGGAUAUUACGACGCGUCGAAGAAAUUAGAAUAUUUACUACGCUUUCGAAUCUUCAGAAGAUAGAGUACUAAGGUUUAAACGUUCUAACGUGCUUUUCAUACCGCUCGAUCGACUCUCUAAACGAUUAUUAUCCCUAUUUACUGUGCGCUCGCGAAAGCGUUAUCGCAUUACAUCCGUCCCCUUUUCGUAGACGACGUCGGUACAAUUAUUACGAAUAAAGUAAAGAAAUGAGACACAUAUACGGCAUUCAGUUAGUACUCGUCUGAAGCGCCAGGAAAAAUCUGUAAGAGUGCGGGACGCUUUAUCGAAUAGUUAAAACUCUUUCUACCUACGAACGCACGUCGAUGUUUGGUAGAAUCGGAAAUACACGCAGAAGAUACUUAAAACAUUGCCGAGAAUAUAUUUACCGGCAAUUAUUAAUUUAUAUUCUUGACUCAAUCAUUGAUAGUAGAGUAGAACAAAAGGGGACUUUUUUUAUAUCCCUAACUCUAUCUUUUUCUCCUUUUUACUCUAUAUCCUACGGUUAUUGCUAUUUUAUUACUCGUACUAACGAUUAUAAUAAUACGCUACGAUUAUAUCCAAGCUACUUUAUAUCAAUAGUUAUUGUUUUCGUUAUUAUUUUUUACAGGCAGGACGGUCCGUUAGCCGAUAGUUUUUAAAUGCGAAACAGUGUUGAAGCAACUCUAUAUUCUUCCUCGUCUUAUCGACUAAACCUUACUUAAGACCCACAUGCAUUUGAUCUCAUGAAUGUAAUUCUCUUGCAAUAAUUGUGUCUUUCGUAUUUUCAUCAAAAGCGCUCGCGAGCUACGAGUUGAUGUAAAACUAUAAAUCGGCAGCAAAAACGCGCGCGAUAGUUUACGAAGUAAGCUAAAAAAAAGCUGCUCGCUUCAGCGUAGCACGUGAGUCUGGGCUGAGUCUGGGCCACACGAUAACUUGCCCAAUUUUCCAUCUUUAUUUCUAAGUCGUUAAUCCUGCGAUAAGUUUUUUCUUUUGCACACAAUGUUCGCUUCUUUUUCAUUAGAAGAAGAGAGAAACUUACAAUUGUCACGCAUUUUAUGAUAGUGCUUCAACGUCGUUAAAGUAAUCAGUAUAACAUCAUAUCCGUAUACAAUUGUGUGCGCAUACGAAAGCGGCCGCUUUUAAUUAAAAAAGACGUACCGGUCAACUAGUCCGCGAAUACUCGGAGAAAAUUAAAUUCAAUAAUAGAGAGCGAUACAUAACGCGAGGGAGAGCAGAUGCUUCAUAUGUUACGUAAUUUUUUCCCGAGGUAUAAAUAUUCAUUUUUAAUUAAUUAAAAUUAUUUGACACGUGAAGAAUCGGCUUGUAACGCGAAUAUAUAUAUCUUUCCCUCGCGUUGAACAUUCUCUUAAUUUCUCCUACAAGUAUUCGCGAAUUAACGGCAGGUACCGUACGCACCCACACGUGCUCUACAUACACACAUACAUAUAUAUAUACACUAUAUAUACAGUGUCCAUUCAUUAUUUCGUGGCGAAAGUCUCGUCUCGAGUAGUAGACGAUUAUUCUAAAGUAAUGCGCAGCGGCUGGAGAAGCUAUCAGCUUCUCUCGUUUAUUUUCCCCGACACAAGACGCGUCAUAUUGUGCAAUCGCUCUCUUUUCGCAGAGGAAACUGAGUUUUACGUGCCUUUUAAGCAGUAGUACAUUGAAUUCUCCGCUCCACGUCUAAGUAUUGUAUUUUAAUAGCUAAUCAUCUCUCAGGCCGCGGCGCGUUUUUUCUCAGUGGCCGCUCUAUAUUGUUGUUAUCGAGACCUUUCGCGGUUGCCGAUGGCUCUCUCAUCCGGUGUAUACAGUUUAUUUAUACGAUUUAUUGUGAUUACAACUUUCGCGUCGGUAUCGCGAAAAGUUUCGAUUGUAUUUUUAGACAUUUACGGCUGUUAGGAGUUAAGGAUCGGACGACGUCGUGCUUUCGCUAGACGUGGUUUCCUGGUUUCCGUGCGACUUGUGGUCAUCGUCGUCGUCGUCGUCGUCCGGCGAGCUGUCACGAGUUUCGAUAUACAAUGCCUGUCGAUGGUUUCGUAUCGGAAAACGCGUCAUACACGUGCAAUGAUUGCAGGGUACAUUAACUCUGUCUCUCUCUCUCUGUCUUUCGAAAUGGUGACAUGACGACUGCGCAUUCGUACUCGCCACGAAGUAAUGAACGGAUUUCUGUGUGUAUGUGUGUGUUAUGUAUGUGUGUGUCGGCGUAAUAAUUUAUAACUAUACCGAAUCGUUUGACGGAGGCACUUAUAGGUGUACCGAAAGAAAAACUCGUGUACGGAUAUAUCUAUAUUCAUAUUUAGGGAACUAUUGUAAUGAACAAUUUAUUUUUUCAACGAGCAUAUCAUAUCAUUUUUAUAAAGGGAUUCGGCGUUCGAAAAACGUUUUUUGGGAAAUCCUUUCGUCAACGAGCGAUCUUGCAAUUCCGCGGUCGCGAAAAAAAAAAAGAAAAAGAAAAACGUCGUCGCACUUUGCCACAUAUGAGUGAAAUGCAAUUUCUUUCUCGUUUAGUGUCCGCGAUUCUCCAGGGACAAAUUUCUUUUUUUUCCUUACCUCCGUUUCUGAAGGGAAGAAAGGGGGGAGGCUAUUCUAUAUAACGAUACACCCUCUCUUACGCAUUUCUCCGAUUUCACGCGAGAGCAGAUGCAGAAUUUCAGAUUGUUCUAAACGAGAAAACCGAGGUCGAUGACUAUUGUAAGAAAAAGAUAAGGACGCGUAUGAUCGUUUAUCUGUUCCUGAUAACACCAGAUCGCAUAUACACUUAUAUAUACGUAAAAAAAUACCGGUGUGUGUACUGCUUGCUUUUAUACUAUAUUUUCCUUUCUAGCAUUUUCCUAACGUGAUAUCAUUAUUAUUGCAACGCGACUCUCAAUGCGCGCGCGUGUAAUGUAUAAUCUCGUAUUUUAUAAAGAUCUAUAACGCAACACACGCAGUAAAGGUAUCGAUAUAUAAAGUUCAAUCAAGAUACUCGACUUCCGCAUGAAUAUAUAUUCUCGGAAGAUCCGAAACACAAUCGAGGAAAUAAGAUCUGGCCUUUACGACUGUGUCUAAAUUAGCUUACGUAAAUGUACACACGCGUGUUUGUAUGCUUAAUCUUCGAGCAUAAGUGCACGGUGAAUUAAACAGAGAGAUAUGAGAUUCCUGUUUCGUUUGAUCGUCGUACAAGCGAUAUUAUAUCAUAAUACUUGAUCAUCGUACACACGACACCGUAAUGAUACUACAUACACCCUCUUCGAGUGCACGAUGUCGAGGUAACGAAGUUGAAAGAGAAGCGAAAAGAUCGGUAUGAAAAAAAGAUAUUUCGCUAAAAAAAAUAAUAAUUGUACUCGACCGUAUAUGUAGGGUAUCCCUUUUUUUACACAUUUUUUAUCGGUCUCUUAUCAUCCUUUUCUUUUCUGUUUUCAUCAUUUGAAACAUUUACGAUUUAAAGAGAUCUUUGUAUAUUAUUAUAUAUACUUAUUCUAAAAAAUAUCUUCUAUUUCAACAAUAUCUCUCUUAUCUUGUUGUAUGGAUAUUUUGAAAUUAGGAGUAAUAUGUGUGUGACAGAAUAUUACUUGAUAUCGAUAUAUGUAUAGUUAUAACUUAUAACUUAAGUUGUCUAAAAGUCGAAUUAUUAGAAAAAAAGAUAAAUGUGGUAAUAAGAUAUUUAUAUAAUUUAAAUACUGUAAAAUAAGGGGCGCCCUAAUUCAUGCGGACAUCUUUUCGCUAUUCCGAAAGAAGUUUCUUUCAAUCGAUAAUCAAGAGGUAAUUAAGAUGAAAAAGCGAAUUCGCAAAGACGUAAAACUAAUCGGGUGCGCCCGCUCUAAAGAUAUGUACUUAAUUACUAAUUAACAGGAAACGGAAAAACACUACGCAGAAUAAAACCAACUAGAUGAUACUAUUAUAUAAUAUGUAUACAUAAAAAAAAAA